This is a messenger RNA of Lepisosteus oculatus (spotted gar), 7681 nucleotides long. NCBI's taxonomy places the organism in Eukaryota, Metazoa, Chordata, Actinopteri, Semionotiformes, Lepisosteidae. The record is from RefSeq and is a predicted model, not a curated record.
AGCGCGCGUCAUGUGCUGCGAGGCUCGGCCGGGGAUUUGGGGACGGGCGCUCGUGCAGUGUUAAAUUGAUCAGGCUCUCAUUACUGCUCAGCCUGCCAGCUCUUCGGAGGCGCUCCAUCUCUCUCUUUCUCUCUGUCCCGGGAUUGUCUUUCGGCUCGGAGAUACCCAGCCCGGCACGGCCGAGCCGAACACGCAGCGCAGCGCAGCAGCGGCGGCUCAGAGGAGGAGGGGGGGGGGGUGUGCGCGUGUGUGUGGAGGAGUCCGAGCAUGCGGGACUCGCGCGGGCUUGCGGUUCCUCUGUAGCGCCCCGAGCUGCCCUCGAGCUGUCGCGACCGGCCGUGUGGGUCUCCGCUCGCCGCCGGCUGGACUGACGAUGUCCCAGCUCCGGCUCCUCGAGCCCCGCGGACCGCGUCUCUGCCGGAUGUCCCCGCUGGCUUGGGAGAUCAGAUGAUGGGAAUGACAGCGAGGAUGUUGCCUUGUUUUUGAGGAGAGAAAAAAAAAAACCCGAAAAGAUCCACCGCGUCUUUUUUUAAAAAAUAAAGUAGAUAUACAGCAACGAGCAAAAAGGCUGCGAUAGCAGAAUUCCGCCGAGCCCGAGCCCGAGCCCGAGCCUCCCGCCCGGCGCGUAGUCACAGAUGUCGGUGUCUCGGGGAGUGCUCGCGGAGCUGGGAGGAAGCAGGUCGCUGGACUGUGUCAAACAUUGCGGAUCUGGCAAAAAAUAAAUAAUUAAAGUGUUUUUGUAUAGUCAAGCCUCGGAUGGUUUUUUUUGUUUUUUGUUUUUUUUUUUAAAAAAAACCACAUUCGAAUCGAAGAUGCACAGCUGAAGCCACGAAAAUCCAGUCGUUCCCCUCCUGUCGACUCCGGCGUGUAAUUGGGGGCUGAUGCGGGGGUCCUGCGCCCGGAGCCCUCAGGGUAAAUCUGCGGAAUCCGAGCAGCGCCUGCGGGGCACCGAGAGCGGUGGGGAGGCUUCGCCGGGAGGACGUGGGGGAUAUCCGAUCUAAGAGCGGGGCAUAGGAGCGCGCAGUUUGCUUCGAGUGCUUGAGCCGCGAGGCGGGGGAGCGCGGAGGGACCCAGGCGCACACGCGACCCGCCAGCUCGCGCCGAACCCCUGGUGUGGAGCACGGUGGCCGAUGGGCCGUGAUGUGGCAGUGCUGCUCCGUAUAUUCGCCUUCUCUGCUGCUGCGUAACGACUGGCGCUUGGCGUCGUUAGAAUGGCUCGGUUCGGAGACGAGGUGCCGUCCAGGUAUGGCGGAGGACCCGGCCAGGGGGGACCCGGACGCGGGGGCAGCAGGCAGGGGGGCCCGCCCGGAGCCCAGAGGAUGUACAAGCAGUCCAUGGCCCAGCGCGCCCGGACCAUGGCCCUGUACAACCCCAUCCCGGUCCGGCAGAACUGCUUCACCGUCAACCGCUCCCUGUUUCUCUUCAGCGAGGACAACGUGGUGAGAAAAUACGCCAAAAAGAUUACUGAAUGGCCUCCUUUUGAAUACAUGAUCUUAGCUACCAUCAUUGCCAACUGCAUCGUCCUGGCUCUGGAGCAGCACCUGCCUGACGGGGACAAGACCCCAAUGUCAGAACGCCUGGUGAGGCGGAUCCGGUUCGGUCCGGCGCGCAGCUGGGUGGGGAGAGAGCUGCAGGCUGGCAGCUGGUGCUGCUCCUCUGCCUGGCAGGAAGGAGAUUGGCAACUUGGCUCUUUGGCCUGUGAGGAACUACAGUCCAGCUCCUCGCAGGGCCUGGGCCUUUCCGUCCGCGUCUCCUCCCAGCGUCUUGGCUCUGUCCCAUCCCUGCUGGGGUUCCUGUCCCUGGUACCGGAGAACCCGGCAGUUGGGUCGGACAGUGGGCAGGAGGAGCAGGGCUGGCCGGAGAGGCCAGGGCAGACCGACCGCCCAGUGUGCAGCCUGGCCCGGCCCAGAUUCAGCCCUCGGCCACGUGGUAUCCUGGCAACAGCUGGUGCAGAAUUUGACCUGAGGACCCUGCGAGCUGUGAGAGUCCUGAGACCCCUGAAACUGGUGUCAGGGAUCCCCAGUCUUCAGGUGGUGCUGAAGUCGAUAAUGAAAGCCAUGAUCCCCCUGCUGCAGAUCGGCCUGCUGCUCUUCUUCGCCAUCCUCAUGUUUGCCAUCAUCGGCCUGGAGUUCUACAUGGGCAAGUUCCACAAGACCUGCUUCGACAACAUCACCGGUGAGAUCCGGGAGGAAUUCCCCUGUGGAAAGGAAUCUCCUGCACGACUGUGUCCGAACGGAACAGAGUGCAGGGAGUACUGGAUCGGUCCCAAUUAUGGCAUCACUCAGUUUGACAACAUCCUGUUCGCAGUGCUGACUGUGUUCCAGUGCAUUACAAUGGAGGGCUGGACAGACCUGCUGUACUAUAGCAAUGAUGCCGCAGGAAGUGCCUGGAACUGGCUUUACUUCAUCCCCCUCAUCAUCAUCGGCUCCUUCUUCAUGCUGAACCUGGUGCUGGGUGUGCUGUCUGGGGAGUUUGCCAAGGAGAGGGAGCGGGUGGAGAACCGCAGUGAGUUCCUCAAGCUGAGAAGGCAGCAGCAGAUUGAGAGGGAGCUGAAUGGCUACUUGGAGUGGAUCUGUAAAGCAGAAGAAGUGAUCCUGGCGGAGGAUGAGAAUGAUUCGGACGACCGGAUGCCCUUCGAUGGAUCCCGGAGGAGAGCCACCAUUAAGAAGAGUAAGACGGACCUGUUGAAUCCAGAGGAGGGCGAGGACCACCUGGGGGACAUCGCCUCUGUGGGCUCGCCCUUCGCCCGUGCCAGUAUAAAGAGCGCUAAGCUGGAGGGCUCUUCGUUUCACAAGAGGGAGCGUCGGCUACGUUUCUUCAUCCGCCACAUUGUCAAGACUCAGGCCUUCUACUGGACUGUGCUCAGCCUGGUGGCUCUCAACACGCUAUGUGUGGCCAUCGUGCACUACAACCAGUCUAAGCUGCUGUCCGACUUCCUCUACUUUGCGGAGUUCAUUUUCCUGGGACUCUUCAUGUCAGAGAUGUUUAUAAAGAUGUAUGGUCUGGGGACCAGGCCUUACUUCCACUCAUCGUUCAACUGCUUUGACUGUGCGGUCAUCGUUGGCAGCAUUUUUGAGGUGAUCUGGGCCGUGGUGAAGCCAGGGACCUCCUUUGGGAUCAGUGUCUUACGAGCUCUCAGGUUAUUAAGGAUCUUCAAAGUCACCAAGUACUGGGCCUCCCUGAGGAACCUGGUGGUGUCUCUGCUCAACUCCAUGAAGUCCAUCAUCAGCCUGCUGUUCCUGCUCUUCCUCUUCAUCGUCGUCUUCGCCCUGCUGGGCAUGCAGCUCUUCGGGGGGCAGUUCAAUUUUGACACCGGCACACCUCCAACCAACUUUGACACCUUUCCUGCAGCAAUAAUGACAGUGUUCCAGAUCCUGACGGGAGAGGACUGGAAUGCUGUGAUGUACGACGGGAUUGAGUCUCAGGGCGGAGUGAACUCAGGAAUGGUCUUCUCCAUCUACUUCAUCGUGCUCACACUCUUUGGAAACUACACCCUGCUCAAUGUGUUCCUGGCCAUCGCCGUCGACAACCUGGCCAAUGCACAGGAGCUCACUAAGGACGGAGGGGGCGGCGACUGCGAGCAGCCGGACCUGGCCGAGAGGAGGAGGCGCCAUCGCCACGGCGCCCAGUCCACCAUGGACAGCGACGGCCGCCGGGACGGGGAGAGGGAUCGCCGGCACCGGAGGAGGAAGGAGGGGCUGGGCAACGGGCCGGCGUCCGGCCCCAGCCUGUCCACCACGCGGCCCAUCCAGCGGCAGGACAGCCAGCACAGCGAGCACAUCGACAACAUGAAGAACAGCCAGCUGGCCACGCAGCCCCCCGCCGCCCGCAACCACGCCAACCACAGCCCCUCCAACGUGCCCAGCCCCGCCAAGCCCGCCAACCACGCCAACCCACCCCCCUGCUCCGCCCUGCCCAACACCCACAACGCCCUCAACCGCAAGACGCCCAACAGCCCGCAGCCCCCGGCCGGCAGCCCGGGCAAGACGCCCGAGAGCAGCCUGAUCCUCACCAACCCCCCCUCCACGCCCAGCGGCGCGCCCAAGAGCAGCGCCAAGAAGCCGGAGCACACGGCGGUGAACAUGCCGCCUGUCUUCCCCAGCGAGAACGCCACGCUGCAGGAGAAUAAGAAUGCCAACACGGAGCCCCUCCCGAAGAAGGAGGAGGAGAAGAAGGAGGAGGAAGAGGACGAUGAGAAAGGAGGGGAAGAUGGACCCAAGCCCAUGCCACCUUACAGCUCCAUGUUCAUCCUGUCCACCACCAACCCGUGCCCCAGGGUUACAGCGGUGCCCCCUGCCUGUGAGCCUGGUACCUGCCUCCCCCCUCCUUCCCCUGUCUCCGUGCUGUAUGUGGACUGGGAUCUGCUGGCUAUGGAGGACCAGGGGCCCAGGGGGACAGGGGAGCUGGCCGGAGAGACGAGUCUGGACAGUAACAGGUUUGGUCCAAGGCCAAUCGAUUCGUCCCCAAGCUCAACCCACGAGAGCCACCUCCGUCUGGAGCUCAGCGGACCGUGCCAGGGUGCUGAGGAGCUGCCGAACAGUCGGAUCCGAUUCGCUGCUGAGGCUGCGAUUGUCAUUCUAGGCUGGGGACAGAGAGCCCAGCAGCAGGGGACUGCCUUCCACACACAGGCCUGUCUCUCUUUCUCUCUGUCUCUCUCAUGUCAAUGUGUUUCCUCCCCUCCUCUCUCUCUCUCUCUCUCUCUCUCGCUGUCACUGACCCUCUCUCAUCUGUCUCCGCCUGGUCACCCACACAGGAGCAGCACGCGGGGGAGCAGCAAGGGGAAGGACAUCAACACCAUCAAGUCCCUGCGUGUCCUGCGAGUGCUGAGGCCACUCAAGACCAUCAAGCGCCUGCCCAAGCUGAAGGCGGUGUUUGACUGCGUGGUGAACUCCCUGAAGAAUGUGCUCAACAUCCUCAUCGUCUACAUGCUCUUCAUGUUCAUCUUCGCCGUGGUGGCUGUGCAGCUCUUCAAGGGCCGCUUCUUCUACUGCACCGACGAGUCCAAGGAGUUCGAGCAUGACUGCAGGGGGGAGUACCUGGUGUACGAGCGGGACAACGAGGUGAAGGCGCAGAGCCGCGAGUGGAAGAAGUACCAGUUCCACUACGACAACGUUCUUUGGGCUCUGCUCACGCUCUUCACCGUCUCCACCGGCGAGGGCUGGCCUCAAGUGCUGAAACACUCAGUGGACGCAACUUAUGAGAACCAGGGUCCCAGUCCGGGGUACCGGAUGGAGAUGUCCAUCUUCUACGUGGUCUACUUCGUGGUGUUCCCCUUCUUCUUCGUCAACAUCUUUGUGGCCCUCAUCAUCAUCACCUUCCAGGAGCAGGGAGACAAGAUGAUGGAGGACUACAGCCUGGAGAAGAAUGAGAGAGCCUGUAUUGACUUUGCCAUCAGCGCCAAGCCCCUGACCCGCCACAUGCCGCAGAACAAGCAGAGCUUCCAGUACCGCAUGUGGCAGUUCGUGGUCUCGCCGCCCUUCGAGUACACCAUCAUGGCCAUGAUCGCGCUCAACACCAUCGUGCUGAUGAUGAAGUACAAUGGCGCCUCUUUGACCUACGAGUCAGUGCUGAAGAACCUGAACAUCGUGUUCACCACCCUGUUCUCCAUGGAGUGCCUGCUGAAGAUCAUUGCGUUCGGGAUCCUGAACUAUUUUCGGGACGCCUGGAAUAUUUUUGAUUUUGUGACAGUCCUGGGCAGCAUCACAGACAUUUUAGUGACUGAGCUCGGGAACAACUUCAUCAACCUGAGCUUCCUGCGGCUGUUCCGGGCCGCGCGCCUCAUCAAGCUGCUGCGCCAGGGCUACACCAUCCGCAUCCUGCUCUGGACGUUCGUGCAGUCCUUCAAGGCCCUGCCCUAUGUCUGCCUGCUUAUCGCCAUGCUGUUCUUCAUCUACGCCAUCAUCGGGAUGCAGGUGUUCGGGAAUAUUGCAAUUGAUGAAGAGGAUGAAGAAAGCGCCAUCAACCAGCACAACAACUUCAGGACCUUCUUCCAGGCUCUCAUGCUGCUCUUCAGGAGUGCCACGGGUGAGGCCUGGCAUGACAUCAUGCUGUCCUGCCUGGGCGGCAAGCCGUGUGACCCCCGCUCUGGCAUCCAGGCGGAUGAGUGUGGGAACGAGUUUGCCUAUUUCUACUUCGUCUCCUUCAUCUUCCUCUGCUCCUUCCUGAUGCUGAACCUGUUCGUGGCCGUCAUCAUGGACAACUUCGAGUACCUGACCCGGGACUCCUCCAUCCUGGGGCCCCACCACCUGGACGAGUACGUCAGGGUGUGGGCAGAGUACGACCCUGCAGCCUGCGGGCGAAUUCAUUAUAAGGAUAUGUACAGUUUAUUGCGUGUUAUCUCCCCCCCUCUGGGCUUAGGCAAGAAAUGUCCUCAUAGGGUGGCCUGCAAGGAGAUGUCAGCCAUCUGGCCCAACCUGUCACAGAAGACCCUGGAUCUGCUUGUCACUCCUCACAAGUCGACGGACCUGACUGUGGGGAAGAUCUACGCGGCCAUGAUGAUCAUGGAGUACUACCGGCAGAGCAAGGCCAAAAAGCUGCAGGCUCUCCGGGAGGAGCAGAAUCGAACGCCAUUAAUGUUUCAGCGCAUGGAGCCCCCUUCCCCACCCCAGGACGCUGGGCAGGGAGUCAACAGUCUGCCAGAACCACAGCAAGACCCCUCCGGCAACCUCCCCCAGCAAGGGGGGAUGACGGAGAGCCAGUCGUGGGUGACAGCCAGGGCGCAAGAAAUGUUCCAGAAGGCAGGAAGCUGGAGCCCGGAGAGGCCUCAUCCUGACGACGUGCACAACAGCCGGCACAACCCGCAGUCGGUAGAGAUGAGGCAGAUGGGGCGCGACGUGCUCUCCGACACUGAGCGCCGCCCCCCAGUGGAAGGGCACGGGAGGGCAGCUUCCAUGCCGCGACUUCCUGCAGACAACCAAGUGAGCACCUUCAUCCUCUCGCACCCGCAUCCCUCCUCCUCCUCCUCCUCCUCCUCCCCAGCUCGGCUCGGCACGGACCUCAGCACCACGACGCAGUCCGGCGACCUGCCGCCCAAGGAGAAGGAGCGGGAGCGCGAGCGCGAGCGGGAGCGCGGCCGGCCCAAGGACCGCCGGCACCACCACCACCACCACCACCACCACGGCUCGCUGGAGGAGGAGCGCUGCGGCCCUGAGCGGCCCGAGCACGGCCACAGGACACGGGACCGGCGCUGGUCGCGCUCGCCCAGCGAGGGCCGGGACUGCCGGCCACACAGACAGGUGGGCCCCUCCCUCCAGGCACACCGGGCAUGGGGACGUGGGGACACUGGGACACUGGCCCACGGUCACGGGGACACUGGCACACUGGUCACAAGGACAUGGGGACACUAGCACUGGCACACCGGUCACAGGGACACUGGCACACUGGCUCACUAGUUCUGGUACACUGGCCCACGGUACUCUGGCACACCAGCACACUGGCACACUGGUAUACCAGGGUCAGGACAUUAUUACACGUGCACAUGGGACAUUGGCACACUGGUACACUGGCACACAAGGCACAGCAGUACACUGGCACUGGCAUACUCACACACUGGUACCCUUUAUGGGGGCUUCAGGUGGAUCAAACAGUGCCAGGGGGUGUUUGGAGAUCUGACUUAGGGUAUUAGUGGAUUUCAUUGAGCAGCAGGCAGCACCACUGAUUUUGGGUAGAUGCAAUGCUGUCA